AGGAGCACAUUUUUUUAAUUAUUAUUUGACUAGAACACGGAAAUAGGAUUGGAGAAUACUUUGUUUUGAUUUUGCAUUCCUUGUGUGAAGUAAAGAAAGACAUACUGACUGAACUAAGUUGGGUAACGUUACCCAACUCCAAUUUGACUGAAAAUGUCUAAACUACAGUUGUUUCGUGUGUUUUUAAAUGAGCGUUUAAUGGCGGCUGCUGUGGAGAUUUUCGGGGCAGUUGAGAAAACGGUAGUGGAGUACCAGGAGGAGAAUGAUCGGCUACGGAGACUGCUGGGGAUCACACCGGAGAUGCAACUAUGUAAAAUAGACUCCCUGCAGCUCUCUGUCUCUGAAGAGGAGGUUCCCCCUGAGCAGCAGCACUGUGAGCAGGAGUGGAGCCCCAGUCUGGGGCAGGAGGACCCAGAGACCAAACAGAUUAAAGAGGAACAGGAGGAAGUCAGGACCAGUCAGGAGGAAGAGCAGCUUCAAGGGGUGGAGCCUGAUAUCAUAGAGUUCCAAUUUACUCCUUCCUGUGUGAAAAGUGAAUGUGAUCAGGAGGACCCACUUUGGUCCUUGACUCUUCCCCAAACCCAGACUGUGGAGAACAGAGAGAGAGACUCUAAACCAGUGGAUCUCAAACCUUUUGGCACUGUGACCCACCUGAAGGGUUUCGACAUUCCCUGUGACCCUCCAGAUAGUCAAAACAAUGCCUCCAGCCGCAGCUCAGCCAUAAGCAGCGACACAGUAGGACUUGACUGUAGUCCACCAUUGGAUCCCAGUCCACCAUUAGAUCCCAGCCCAUCAUUGGAUCCCAGCCCACCAUUACAUCCCAGUCCACCAUUGGAUCCCAGUCCACCAUUGGAUCCCAGCCCACCAUUAGAUCCCAGCCCAUCAUUGGAUCCCAGCCCACCAUUGGAUCCCAGCCCACCAUUGGAUCCCAGUCCACCAUUGGAUCCCAGUCCACCAUUGGAUCCCAGUCCACCAUUGGAUCCCAGCCCACCAUUGGAUCCCAGCCCACCAUUGGAUCCCAGCCCACCAUUGGAUCCCAGCCCACCAUUGGAUCCCAGCCCACCAUUGGAUCCCAGCCCACCAUUGGAUCCCAGCCCAUUAUUGGAGAAACACUGUUCCAAACCCAGCACCACGUCUAGAAAAACUCACCACUGUCGUGACUGUGCUGCAACGUUUCCUCUGAAAGCUGACCUGCAGAGACAUGUGACUCUCACCAGGAAGAGAUUCAGUGAAUGCUGCUUCUGCCAAAAACGCUACAACUCCACCUGUAAACUGAAGGCCCAUGUCCGACUCUGCCACGUAGAGAAACUCUGCACCUGUUCCAUUUGUAGCAAAUUCUUUAAACUCAAAAAAGAUCUUUCCAGGCACAUGAGGACUCACGCAGGAGAGAAAUGUUUUAGCUGUGGUGAUUGUGGGAAAGGCUUCAGUCUCAAGAAGACCCUAACCAGACAUAAACUGAUUCACACAGGAGAGAAACCAUUUAGCUGUGGUGACUGUGGGAAAAGCUUCAGUCGGAAGGGGAACCUAAUUGAACAUAUACGGACUCACACAGGAGAGAAACCUUUUAGCUGUGGUGACUGUGGGAAAAGCUUCAGUCGCAAGCACACUCUAACCGAACAUAUACGGACUCACACAGGAGAGAAACCAUUUAGUUGUGGAGACUGUGGGAAAAGAUUCAAACACAAGAAGACCCUAAAUAAUCAUAUACUGACUCACACAGGAGAGAAACCAUUUAGCUGUGGCGACUGUGGGAAAAGCUUCAGUCAGAAGGGGGUCCUAGGGAGACACAUACGGACUCACACAGGAGAGAAACUAUUUAGUUGUGGCGACUGUGGGAAAAGUUUCAGUGUGAAGAGCAAUCUGUUUAUGCAUGUUAAAAACAUCCACAAAGCAAGAAAACUAUUGGGGCAUUCACGUGCCGAAGUCGAAAAGGAAGUUGCAAUUCAAAUGCAUUAUUAUCUAAAUGUUGACGGUGGGGAGAAACAAAAUGGUGCAGUUUGAGGCCAUGUGACGGAGAGUGAUGCGGGCCCUGGAGAUGGGAGUGUGCGCAGGUGGGUCUGGGCAGGGGUGAUGUUGUGGAUGUCUGUGCGAUGUUGUCGUUUGAAUGUUUUGUGCGUGUGUAAGAAAAAAAAACAAGGAAGGAAGGAAGUCGCAAGUGUGACAUGAUUGUGUUCGAGUGCUUUUUGAAGUCGGAAUAAUUCUUCGACCAUUAAGAUUUGAGCAAGUUAGAUAAGCUAGCCAAUGUUGCUAACAAUACAUUUAGCUAGCUUGCUUGAAGGUGCAGUCUGGGAUCUUAAAGGGAUACUUCGGGAUUUAGGCUUUUAUGAUUUAGGCCUUUUAGGGUUUUAUUUUACAAAUUGUAUGUCUCUGCAUCCAGUAUGAAGGAAGUUUGAGGUAGUUUUGCGAGCCAAUGCUAAAUAGUGUUAGCACAAUAACUGGAAGUCUAUAGUAUCUACUAGCAUGCUAGCAGUUGCCAUAAACUGCCAGUCAUUGCGGUAACACUAGUUAGCAACUUCCUUUAAACUGCAUGUCUAGACAUAAAAAAUCAUAUUGUACAAAUUCUUUGUAACAUCCUAGACAUGGCAAACAAUUUGUUUCAUAUCAAACGAAAUGGAUGACGUAGUACACAAUUGUGCACACUUUUCGGGGGGCCCCUUUUUGGUUCAUGAACACUACUUUUAAAACGACUUUCUGAAAAAAUACAAAAGCUCUGGAGCAUCACUUUAACAUUGCGAAUAUGGUCAAGUUAGCUACAUUAUCCACCUUGACAAGGGUUAAGACAUUAGAGAUUCUGCAUCACAGAGGAACAGUUACCAAAGGCUAGGAAGUGGAAUGGACAAAAGAACAGCACCACGAGGAUCUAAAGAUAACCAAGGUGUUAAGAAACCGAUUUGGCGUCAUCUUUUGAUUGAAAAGUUGAGUAGUCAGUGCGAAGCGUCACAAACUCGGCAACCGGUAACAGUUUCCCCACGUGUAAUUACGGAGGGAGGGUCGUUCAAGUGAAUCUUCACAGUCCGAACUCCCAACUCCAAUAAAGCCAACAGCACAUGAAGGCCCAAUUUUGUUCUCGGAAUGGAUAAGAAUUGGGCUGCCCAUGUCAAUAAACACUGCCAAAGUCUGUUGGUGUGUUCAGGUUAUUAUAUGUAACUCAGUUGGUAGAGCAUGGUGCUUGCAACGCCAGGGUUGUGGGUUCGAAACCGACGGGGGACCAGAAGGAGACAUUCUGCAUAAGAGCAUCUGCUAAAUGCCUCAAAUGUAAACAGGACUUCCUGGUUGUUUGUUUUGUAAAGUCUCUCAGGUGAUGAGGAUGGUAAAGAUUGGUGUUAUUGAUACAUUAAAACAUGUUUAUACUUUUAACAGAAAA
This is a messenger RNA of Oncorhynchus kisutch (coho salmon), 3364 nucleotides long. Its product is annotated as zinc finger protein 79-like. The coding region runs from base 154 to 2001 and encodes 615 amino acids. Gene Ontology annotation, cellular component: nucleus. Gene Ontology annotation, biological process: regulation of gene expression. The record is from RefSeq and is a predicted model, not a curated record. The transcript is spliced from 2 exons. Lineage: Eukaryota; Metazoa; Chordata; Actinopteri; Salmoniformes; Salmonidae.